AUGGCUGGUUUCAGCCGCAUCGGCUUCAUGGCUAUUGCGGUCGCUUUCCAUUUGGUCUAUAUCUUUUCCAUCUUCGACAUUUACUUUGUCAGCCCGAUUGUCUCAGGCAUGCGAUUGUUCAAUGUUGAGCGUACAGACGAUUCUCCAAAGGCUCCUGCAGAUCGCCUUGUGCUAUUUGUUGGCGACGGUUUGCGGGCCGACAAGGCAUUUCAAGCUCACCCCGAACCAUACCCCGAGUCCGAUGAAGACCUCGUCCCUCGUCCGCUAGCGCCUUACCUUCGCUCCCGAGUGCUUGAGCAUGGAACUUUUGGCGUAUCACAUACUCGUGUGCCAACGGAAUCCCGACCCGGCCAUGUGGCCCUCAUUGCCGGCUUGUAUGAGGAUGUAUCUGCCGUUGCGACAGGAUGGAAAAUGAACCCGGUCAAUUUCGAUAGCGUUUUCAACCGCAGCCGACAUACCUGGAGUUGGGGAAGCCCCGAUAUUCUGCCAAUGUUCCAACAUGGGGCUGUUCCGGGGAGGGUGGAUGCCUUUGCAUAUGGAGCUGAGCUUGAGGAUUUCUCUAAAGAUGCUACGGAGCUUGAUUACUGGGUGUUCGACCAUGUCAAGGACUUCUUCGCCGCUGCAGCGACGAACGAGACCCUCAAUACUGCUCUUCGCGAGGACAAGGUGGUCUUCUUCCUCCAUCUGCUAGGUCUGGAUACUACUGGGCACUCUUACCGGCCUUACUCUAAAGAGUACCUGCACAAUAUAAAGGUAGUUGAUCAAGGUGUGAAGGAGAUGGUCGAGCUCAUCGAGGGCUUCUAUGCCGAUGACCGGACUGCAUUCGUCUUCACAGCCGACCACGGCAUGACAGACUGGGGUAGUCAUGGCGAUGGACACCCUAACAAUACCAGAACUCCUCUCAUAUCGUGGGGUUCGGGAGUCGCCACUCCCGAGUUGCAUCCGGACAGUAUUGCCCCUGGUCAUGAUGAGUACUCUUCAGACUGGAAUCUGGAUCAUGUUCGGAGACAUGAUGUUGCUCAGGCUGAUGUUGCGGCGUUGAUGUCGUAUCUCAUCGGCGCCGAGUUUCCAGCGAACGGUGUGGGCCAACUCCCUUUGGACUUCCUAUCUGCGAACAUAAAAGAAAAAGCACAAGCUUCCCUGGUCAACGCUCAGGUCAUCCUUGAGCAAUACCGUAUAAAGGAAGAGAGCAAGAGGAACGUAGAGCUCCGCUAUCAGGCCUACGGACCUCUGAUUAAUGAGAACCUUGGCCCUGAGCAGCGCAUUGCUCACAUUCGCUCUUUGAUCGACGCUGGCCAAUUUGAGGAGGCAAUUGAAGAAUCAGACGCUCUGAUGGAAGUUGGGCUUCAGGGGCUUCGCUACCUUCAGACUUAUGACUGGCUGUUCCUACGUGCUUUGAUCACUGUUGGUUAUUUGGGAUGGAUGACCUAUGCGACCACCACUGUCCUUUCCUUAUAUGUGGUUCAGGAGAGCAUUCCUCCUCAACGCACAUUGCUUGGAUCGGCGUUUUUUUCCUCAGUACUUGUUGCUCUUUACUCAUCCUUCGUUGUCUCUAAAUCCCCACUUGCAUACUAUCUGUAUGCAUUUUUUCCUGUUUUGUUUUGGGAAGAGGUAUAUGCUAGAAGAGCCAGUGUUGCCAAAGGUUUCAAGACUCUGUUUGGUAAUGUCAAGUCAGGUGGCGCGGUUGCAGCGCUGAUUUUCAACGUUAUCCUCUAUUUCGGUAUCAUCCAGUCUCUGGCCAUUGGAUACAUUCAUCGUGAAGUCCUGACGGGGCUCUUCGUCUUGGGUGCUUUUUGGCCAACGACGAUGGGCGUUUCAUUCUUGAAGUCUCAUGUAUUCUUGACCCUCUUGUGGUUCUUUUCUUGCUUGGCUAUGAGUACUUUCACUCUUCUGCCUGCGAUGAAGGUCGAAGAUGUAUCUCUAAUGCGUCUUCAUACAAGUCGGACGCUCCUUGGUGCUCAAAUUGGACUUAUCGUACUUGCGAUGCUCGUCACGCACUCCAGUGCCACUUCACUGCAAGCCAAGCUCGGUCUUCCAAGGGGUAACCAAGUAGUCGGCUGGGUCGUCUUGGUCGUGUCGCUCCUCAUGCCCUUGGCAUAUCGGCUACAGCCUAACAGCCACUACAUGCAUCGCCUUGCAAUCAUCUUCCUAACCUGCGCACCUACGUUCAUCAUCUUGACAAUUUCAUAUGAAGGUCUGUUCUAUGUGGCCUUCAGCGUCACUUUAUUGGCUUGGGUGCGCCUCGAGUACGCGGUACAUGCAUUCUCAAAGGCCGAGGCCCAGAACGAGGCAGCUGUCGCUGAGCAGCAAAAACGUAAAUUGAGUACAUUUCGGCCAUUGACUCUCUCAGAUGCACGGAUAGCACUAUUCUUUAUGGUUCUGCUACAGUCAGCCUUCUUCAGUACCGGCAAUAUUGCUUCCAUCUCAUCUUUUAGCCUGGAAAGUGUAUCGAGGCUCAUCCCAGUGUUUGAUCCUUUCUCGCAGGGCGCAUUGCUGAUUCUCAAGAUCAUUAUUCCAUUUUUCCUGAUAUCAGCGAACUUGGGAGUUCUAAACAAGAGAUUAGGUGUUGCACCAUCUGCGCUCUUCAUGGUCGUCCUCACAGUCAGUGAUGUUUUGACACUCUACUUUUUCUGGGUUGUGAAAGAUGAGGGUUCAUGGCUGGAAAUUGGCUCAACGAUCACGCAUUUUGCAAUCGCCAGUUUCUUGUGUGUGUUUGUUGCGGCACUUGAGCUGGUGAGUGCGGCAUUCAUUGUCGGCAUUGAAGUCGAACAUGAACGACCGGCUGUCGACAAUGGCAUCAAGCCCGAGACAAACGGUAAGGUUCCGUCCAAGACACUUGCAGAGUAG
Molecule: messenger RNA, 2847 nt
Organism: Fusarium tjaetaba
Lineage: Eukaryota; Fungi; Ascomycota; Sordariomycetes; Hypocreales; Nectriaceae
Product: GPI ethanolamine phosphate transferase 1
Exons: 6
Coding region: 1-2847 (948 amino acids)
Biological process (GO): GPI anchor biosynthetic process
Cellular component (GO): endoplasmic reticulum membrane
Molecular function (GO): mannose-ethanolamine phosphotransferase activity
Source: RefSeq, a predicted model, not a curated record